This is a messenger RNA of Didymodactylos carnosus, 768 nucleotides long. Lineage: Eukaryota; Metazoa; Rotifera; Eurotatoria; Philodinida; Philodinidae. The record is from the annotation of a GenBank genome assembly.
AUUUGAGAUCAGCAGACAAAGCUGGGUCAUUCAUUUCAUUGAAUAAUCAAUACGUAAUAUUUACGAAAGCUAUUCAGAGUGCAAAAUAUCAGGACGAGAAUUCUCGUCACCCGGACCCAAAGGGUUAAUAUUUUUUGGUAAGUAUCGAAGUUUUCAGUACUUUCCCUGGUACCGAACCGAACGAUUCCAUACCUAACAGGGUACCGAACCGAAAUUUUCGGCACUGUGCCAAAACAGUACCGGUACUGAAGUACCGACAAUUCUCCAAUCUGAAUUAGAAUAUGAACGUCACUUUAAUUCUGUUCUAUUUCACCAUAUUGUUUUCUAUACAUAUUGAAGGGAGAAUUUCAAACCCAAAAGGAAGCAGCAUGGUGUAUAAGCAAUUUGACAUUGAGUGGUACGCCGCCUCAAGUUGCCUAUGUAGUUGAACAAGGUGUUAUACAUCCAUUAUGUAAUUUGUUACAACAACAUGAUGCCCAAGUGCUUCAAGUUUGUCUUGAUGCUAUUCAUAAUAUUUUGAAACAAACAGCAGCAGACAAAAUUGAUGAUGUCACAACCGAAAUAGAAGAAUGUGGAGGUUUAGACAAAAUCGAAAAUUUACAAAAUCACCCAAGUCAAGAAAUUUAUCAGCAGGCUUUCGAUAUUAUUGAAAAAUAUUAUUCAACCGAAACGGAUGAAGAGACAUCAACAAAUGGUCAAGCGCCCGCUAUGGAGGGUGAUUUCUCGUUCAAUAAUCAAACUGUCCCACAUCAAAAUUUUGACUUUUGA